AUGGAAAACGUCGAGGUGCAGCGCGACCAGGAAGCGCAGCAGAUCCGGUCAGCAUGGAAGCGCGAGCUGUUCCUCUUGUUCGAGGAUCCGUCGUCGAGCCCGUCGGCAUUUGUGAUCAAUGUGUUUGUGACGUUUAUGAUUAUCCUGAGCGCGGUGCUGACGACGAUUGAGACGAUUCCCUCGCUGCGCAAGGGCAACUCGCAAAUGUGGUUUGGCUUCGAAACCGGCAUCGUGGCAGUCUUUACGCUCGAGUUUAUUCUGCGAUUCCUGGGCCACACCGAUACCUGGCAACAGGCGUGGAACUACGGAAAGUCGGCCAUCACUAUUAUCGACGCGCUGGCUAUUUUCCCGUACUAUGUCGAGCUGAUUCUGCACCGCGAUACAUCCUACGAAUUCCGGUUCACGAUCCUCCGAAUUUUCCGCCUGUUGCGCGUGUUCAGUGCCUUCAAAUACUCGUCGCUGCUGCAGCUGUCAAUUGAGGUCAUGAUUGUCGCGGUCAAACGCAGCUCAGACGCUCUCUUGGCGUUCCUGCUCUUUGUCGCUCUCACUGUCACCCUGUUCUCGACGCUGAUGUACUUUGCGGAGCGCGGCACAUGGGAUGAGGAGCGUCAGGCGUUCUUGACUGCGAAUGGCGAGUAUAGCACGUUCUCGUCGAUUCCAGCCGCAGCCUAUUACUCGAUCGUAACACUGACUACCACAGGCUUUGGCGAUAUGGUGCCGACAACGUUCGUUGGCAAGCUGAUAUCGUUCCCAAUGAUGAUUGCGGGCAUCCUGCUAAUCGCACUACCGUCCAUCAUCGUCGGCCGUAAUUUCACGCAGGUGUGGGAG
Linderina pennispora is the source of this 828-nucleotide messenger RNA. Its product is annotated as voltage-gated potassium channel. The annotation marks the transcript as partial. Gene Ontology annotation, biological process: potassium ion transmembrane transport. NCBI's taxonomy places the organism in Eukaryota, Fungi, Kickxellomycota, Kickxellomycetes, Kickxellales, Kickxellaceae. The record is from RefSeq and is a predicted model, not a curated record. Gene Ontology annotation, molecular function: voltage-gated potassium channel activity. The transcript has a single exon. Gene Ontology annotation, cellular component: membrane.